Messenger RNA from Cucurbita maxima (winter squash), 906 nucleotides. Its product is annotated as NADH dehydrogenase [ubiquinone] iron-sulfur protein 4, mitochondrial-like. Gene Ontology annotation, biological process: electron transport chain. Bases 158 to 625 code for a protein of 155 amino acids. The transcript is spliced from 5 exons. Lineage: Eukaryota; Viridiplantae; Streptophyta; Magnoliopsida; Cucurbitales; Cucurbitaceae. The record is from RefSeq and is a predicted model, not a curated record.
AGCUUAGUUUGGAGAAGUUCUAGCACCUGCAAUUCCUACAGGUUUUAGAGAAAUCAUCUCCGUCGUUCGAAGCAUAAUCGAGUCGGAACUGUGUUAUUAGCGGGGGGACGAGCCAGACGGAAAACUAGUUUUCGCGUCAAAUUUUGUUCAUCGACAGAUGGCUAACUCCUUGCAGCGAAUCUGGAACCGCGGGUGUGCUCUCCGCGGUACUAUGGCUCCUCUUUGCAGGUCAUUCUCCGCCGACUCUUUGGUUGAAGUUAAGCCCGGCGAGAUCGGUAUGGUCUCUGGAAUUCCCGAGGAACACCUUACCAGAAGGGUUGUAAUCUACUCUCCGGCUAGAACUGCAUCCCAGCAAGGAUCUGGCAAGGUUGGCAAGUGGAAAAUCAACUUUAUGUCAACACAAAAGUGGGAAAACCCAUUGAUGGGAUGGACUUCUACUGGAGACCCCUACGCCAACGUAGGGGACUCUGCGCUAUCUUUUGACAGUGAAGAAGCUGCGAAGGCAUUUGCUGAGAAACAUGGAUGGGAAUAUGUGGUUAAGAAGCGCCACACACCACUUUUGAAGGCGAAGGCAUAUGCUGACAAUUUCAAAUGGAAGGGCCAUCCUGAACCCAAGGAGGCGUAAACUUGUUCACCAUACUUUUUCUCAUCUCAUUCAAGGCAGGACAGACUGGAGGGUUUGUGUAGUCCAUUUCGUUGCUUACCUCUGAGGAAGUUGGUUAUAAUAAGUGGAACCAUGGUGUGUACUCACUUGACCUUGCAACUUUUGUUAUCUCUUUAUGUUCCUGAUACAGAACAUUGAAUGAAAGCUCAUAUGCAUUUUGAGCAGUAUCUCGAGUAAAAAACGAGCAUAGGAGUUGUUAAGUCAUAUUUUGUGCAAUGAAGAUAAUGGCUUCAGUACUCCAA